AAAGUUCUGUUCUCGCAUUAAAAAGAAUUAAUAGUAAGUUACAACUUUCUUGUAACUGUUGAAAGAUUUUACAAAGUGAUAUAUGAUUUUAAAAAAUCCAAAAUUAUUGUGUUAAUAAUAAAAACUAUAUAAUGGUGUUAGGGCACCAGGGCCUAAAUAGUAUGUCAGGACCACCAUCGGGAAUACAACCAGCUCUUCAACUUGCUGCAGUAGCUGCACAUCUAGUUCCACGUUCGCGUUUAUCAUGGGCACCUUUUCUGCAAUUCGGUGUAGCGAAUCCAAUGCUCUUUGGUGCACCUUUCUUGUCACGACCUCACUUCAAUGGAACUCACUCAUCACAACUUAUAUCUGGAAAUAACAAUAAUACACAAUCAUCAGGAUUAUCAUCAAAUAGAAGUGUACAGAGUCAACAAAGUGAGGAUUCAAAUGAUGAAAGAGGCUCAACUGCUGAUGGGGAUGAGGAAAAUAAUUCAUCGAAACGAAGACGAUCUAGAACCAAUUUUAAUUCAUGGCAAUUAGAAGAAUUAGAAAGAGCAUUUACAGCUAGCCAUUAUCCUGACGUAUUCAUGAGAGAAGCUUUAGCAAUGAGACUGGAUUUAAAGGAGAAUAGAGUUGCGGUUUGGUUUCAAAAUAAAAGAGCAAAAGUUAGAAAACGUGAACAAACGAAAAAAGGACCAGGAAGACCAGCACAUAAUGCCCACCCUCAGACGUGUUCUGGUGAACCAAUACCACCCGAUGAAAUAAGAGCUAGAGAAAAAGCGAAACGAAGGAAGAAAAUUGCAAAGGCCAUUGAGAGACAAGCUCGAAAACUAAGAGCGAAAGGAAUUACAGUCGAUAUAGAGGCUUUAAGAUCAGAAUAUGUAGCACAGCAUCGAGGGCAAUUACUUAGUUCAGAUAGUGAAGAUAACGACGAAGAUCCAAUAGAUGUCGUUGGAGGAACUGACUUAACAGAUGAAGAGUCACAAGACUACACAACAUCACCAGACACACCACAUCAAAGAAAUGAAAGUGUGGAGCAUUUAAUGAGUUGCAAUUCAAAUAGUAAUGAUACUUCCAAGCACAGUUUUAGACCUAAUCCAUUUAGCAUUGAAAAUAUAUUAUUUAAGAAUACAUGAAAAAUUAUUCACCUACACAUAAGCAAUAAUUUUCAGUCAUCAAGUUUAAGAUACUAAAGGGUAAUCAGCAAUUAUUAAGUAUUUUCGUCUAAGUUAGAUUAUGAAUUAUAAAUUCAUAUAAAUUUCUAUGAAAUACCUAUAUCAAUCAGACUUACUUUAUGGGCCUUUAACAUAUUUUUCUUGAUAUUGUUGGGAAAAUUACUAGAUUUUUGUAGAUCAGUAUGAUAAAAAAGAGAACAUGAGAUUUCAUCCGAGGGUUACAAAUUGCAUAAUAACCUCAUGACGUGGCAUUUAAGCCUUAACACACAUUUUCACUAGGAGUGUGCUACGCAGUCUGUAAUAAAAACCUAAAUCCAGUUGAAAUUCGACUAGAAAUCUAGAUAAAUUUUCCCAAGAGUAACAAGCCGUGUUCAAAAAUCGUCUAAAAUUUAUGUGAAAAUAUUAUUGUUUCAGCAAUUGAAAUAACGGAAGCCCAUAUUAGCAAUUUAAUGUUAAUAUUAUUAUUUCUUUAGUAUCUUAAUCAUUUUUUGUCACAACAAUAAAAAUGGUGAAUCUUACUUAAUGUUGUGCAAUAAUAAGAGAAAUGAGAAAUAUGUUUUUUAAAAAAAAAGAAUUUGAAAAUCAGAUGAAACAUAUCUUUAUGUAUUUUGAGAAGACUUUUUUACCUUAUCUCAUUUGUUUAAUAGGUAG
Messenger RNA from Chironomus riparius, 1805 nucleotides. NCBI's taxonomy places the organism in Eukaryota, Metazoa, Arthropoda, Insecta, Diptera, Chironomidae. The record is from the annotation of a GenBank genome assembly.